Molecule: messenger RNA, 1529 nt
Organism: Chenopodium quinoa (quinoa)
Lineage: Eukaryota; Viridiplantae; Streptophyta; Magnoliopsida; Caryophyllales; Amaranthaceae
Product: 2-oxoglutarate-dependent dioxygenase DAO-like
Exons: 3
Coding region: 404-1288 (294 amino acids)
Biological process (GO): auxin catabolic process
Molecular function (GO): dioxygenase activity; indole-3-acetaldehyde oxidase activity
Source: RefSeq, a predicted model, not a curated record
UAAGAGGCAAUCUUUACCGGGUAGAGGGAGUAAUAAACUUUUUUUUCUUUUUUUGACUAUGAGAGAGUAAGGGCCUUUUCUCAUUAACUAAACUGAAUAUUUUAUAAGACAAGGAAAUUAGGAGUUGAACUAAACUGAACUAAACUGAACUGAGUUGAGCUGAACUGAACUGAAUUGAAUUUCAACGUAAGAGAACAGACUCUAAUAAACUCUUUAUAGAGUGACAGCUAGUAAAGGCGUCUAGUAGUGGUGUUGCUAUUCUAAUAUACCUUAAAUACAUCAGCUACUCCGUACGAAAUAACACAAUCUAACCUUAAUAUUAAUUUAUUACACUCACCAAGUCACCCAGCACAAAAAAAAAAAAAAAAAAAAAUAAAAAACAAACAAAAAGAGGAGUGAGAAAAUGGAAGGAAAAAUCCCAGUAAUAGAUGCACACCAAAUUGAAGAAAAGUCCAUAAAAUUAAGAGAAAUCAUUGAAAAAUGGGGUUGUUUCAGAGUAAUAAAUCACGGGGUACCCUUAGAAUUAAUGGCAGAAAUGAAAUCAGUUUCAAAGGAAUUGCUUGAUCUUCCAAUUGAAGUCAAACGGCAAAACGUAGAUGUGAUUCCGGGAAGUGGGUAUAUGGAGCCUAGUGAAAAGAACCCACUUUAUGAAGCUUUGGGUCUUUUUGAUGUUGCUUCUUCUCUUUCUGUUUCUAACUUUUGUUCUCAGCUUCAAGCUUCUCCCCACCAAAGGGAGAUAAUUGAGAGCUAUGCACGAGGAAUAUACAAGGCUGCAAUAGAUAUUGCAAGCAAGAUGUCAAAGAGCUUGGGUUUGACAGAUUACAGUUUCGAAAAUUGGCCUUGUCAGUUCAGAAUAAACAAAUACAGCUUUACUCCGGAAGCUAUAGGCUCCUCAGGUGUACAGAUCCAUACAGACGCUGGAUUUAUUACAAUACUUCAGGAUGAUGAAAAUCUUGGUGGUCUUGAAGUGAUGAAUGAGUCGGGUGAAUUUGUUGCUGCUGAUCCUUUGCCAGGAACACUGGUUGUCAAUCUUGGAGACGUUGCUGUGCCAUGGAGCAAUGGAAUUCUUCGCAAUGUGCAGCAUCGGGUACAAUGCAAGGGUGCAGGGAUACGUAUGUCAAUUGCAACAUUCCUUUCACCGCCACCUGAUAAAAUAAUUGAAGCCCCAGCAGAGUUUGUUGAUGCUGAACACCCUCGCCUCUAUGCUCCCAUAACAUACGAAGAGUUAAGGAGGCUUCGCUUUACAAAGAAGCUGCAUGCUGGAGAAGUCCUAGAGCUGAUUGACUAGGUAAGUAGACCGUACAGAAUAUGCUAAGUUGGCCAGGAUAGUUCGAGGAUCUUCCUGCCAUAAAAAAAUAGUAUAAAUAAAAACAGGACACUACUUUUUAAUUCUGAGUGUAUUAUGGAAAUAGUUGCUGAUCAUGGCAUCAUGCAUUCUUUCCUGAAAUCGCGGUUGUAAUCCAAGGGUUGAGGGUGUAGGAGUUUAUAGGUACUACGCAGUGGAAAUAAUAUAAAUCAUAUUCAAACAA